AUGGGUCGUCAUUACAUGUUAUGCUUCUUCUUGUUGUGCCUAAUUAGUAGUGAUCAAGGUCUAGUUAAGGGAGUAGUAGGGCUGUCAUGUAACUGGGGGAUUCAAUCAACUCACCCACUUCAGGCUAACAUAGUGGUCAAGCUUUUGAAGGAAAAUCGUUUUAAUAAGGUGAAGCUAUUUGAGGCUGAUCCUCCAGCUCUAAAGGCACUAGGGAAGUCUGGUAUCCAAGUUAUGGUUGGGAUACCAAAUGAAUUCCUAGCACCACUUGCAAGUAGCGUCCAGGUUGCUAUCAACUGGGUCCAACAAAACGUAUCCAGCUACAUAUCCAGAUAUGGGACUGAUAUUAGGUACGUAGCUGUGGGAAAUGAACCUUUCCUCCACUCCUACAAAGACAUGUUCCUUCGUACAACAUUUCCAGCACUUCAAAAUAUUCAAGCAGCCUUGAUUAAAGCUGGAUUAGGAAGGCAAGUAAAGGUCACAGUACCAUUAAAUGCAGAUGUGUACCAAACAGACAGUGACCUACCUUCUGGUGGCAACUUUCGACCGGAUAUCCAUGACCUCAUGAUCUCUAUCAUCAAGUUUCUCAGAGACAACAACGCUCCCCUUACCAUCAAUAUUUACCCAUUCCUCAGCCUUUAUGCUGACCCCAAUUUCCCGGUCGACUUUGCCUUUUUCAAUGGCACCUCUGCCCCAGUGGUUGAUGGUUCCAUAUCUUACACCAAUGUCUUUGACGCCAACUUCGACACCCUCGUUUCAGCACUUGAAAAGAAUGGUUUCUCAUCAAUGCCUGUUAUUAUUGGUGAGGUUGGAUGGCCAACAGAUGGUGACAGCAGCGCGAAUAUAGAGUAUGCGCGUCGGUUCAAUCAAGCCCUUAUCAAUCGUAUAAAUCAAGGCCAAGGCACCCCAAAACGUAGAACUCCACCAGAUAUCUACCUAUUCUCACUCACAGACGAGGAUGCGAAGAGCGUCCAACCUGGAAAUUUCGAGAGGCACUGGGGUAUUUUCAAUUAUGAUGGGACCAUCAAGUACCAGUUGGAUAUGGGUAAUGGAAAACCUUUAGUUCCGGCAAGAGGUGUAAAAUAUUUGGCAAGGCAGUGGUGUGUGAUGUCACCUGAAGCCAGCAUUUCUGACCCUAACUUGCCUAACAGCAUUGCCUAUGCCUGCACCUAUGCAGAUUGCACAAGUCUUGGAAAUGGAUCUUCCUGUGGUACGCUAGAUGCUAGAGGCAAUGCUUCUUAUGCUUUUAACAUCUACUAUCAGACCAUGAACCAAAGGAAGGGUGCGUGCUCAUUUUCUAAUUUAUCAACCCUUACAAAACUUGAUCCAUCUCAAAAUACUUGUCGAUUUGAGAUCAUGAUCGAUCUAGGAAAGCAUGAGACACCUCCAGGACGUUCAUUUGCAGGAAGAAAAGAAAAUCUGGCAACAACAAUUGCUUUCAUAUCGGUGCUGAUAUUGAUCAUUUGUGGUGCUUGCUGA
Molecule: messenger RNA, 1476 nt
Organism: Dovyalis caffra
Lineage: Eukaryota; Viridiplantae; Streptophyta; Magnoliopsida; Malpighiales; Salicaceae
Source: the annotation of a GenBank genome assembly